AAGCCAUGGGAGCAAAAGAUUCGUUUGUUAUCCACUGAUUGAUAUCCUUAUCAGAGCAUGAGAGCAAUAAAUGGUCGCCACAUACUUCGCCAACCAGAAACAAAAAAAAAAACCCAAAUGGCCACAACUUAAAGUGAUCUCUUUUCCGCUUCAAAUUCAGAGGCAGAGGGCCCUGUUUAGUUAGGAAGGAGGAGAAAUGGAAGCAGCAGCAAUAGCAGGAGGAGGACAGUGUUUACAGUACAACUACUGCAGCUCAGCAAAGCCAUCUCUUGUUGCUGCAACAACUUCUCCUUCUUCUUCUUCUUCUUCAUCCAUCCCUUUCAGAAACAACAGUAGCAACAGCUGCUUGAAAGGCCUCAAAUUAAGAUCAAAGAAUCAGCUUCUGCAGCAGAGUAUUACUACUACUGGGUUCCCUCGUCAUGUAGUUCAAGCUUCUUCAGCAGCUGAAACCACAUCCACAACUACUGCUACUGUUCAAGAAAGAUGGAUUCUUGUUCCUGUUGGAGAUGGGGAUUCAAGUCACAUUGGAUUUGAGGUUAAGAUGCCCGGCGCCUUUGAAAUUGCCUCGAAUGAGGUGACAGUCGGGCGUGUUCCUGAGAAAGCUGACAUGGUGAUCCCAGUUGCUACAGUGUCUGGAGUGCACGCUAGAAUCCAGAAGAAAGGAGGGAACCUGUUGGUGACGGAUCUGAACAGCACCAACGGCACUUUCAUCGGCGAAAAGCGCCUCCGUCCUGGCGUCGCUUACACUCUCGCUUCCGGCGACGUCGUCAUCUUCGGGGACAUUAACCUGGCAAUGUUCAGAGCUUCGAAAUUGGAGAACGUGGAAGUUGCUUCUAAUGGCUCGCCGGCCGACGAAGAAGAAGCAGUUGCAGAGCCUGAGAAGUCGUCGGAAUCUACUAGUAGUUAGACUUGUAUCAAGGAUUCAAUAUAAUUCGGUUCUGAUCUAGUCAAUUUAUUUGCUUCCGAUGAUAUAAACUACAACGAAAAUUCUAUGCAUAAUGACGAAAAUGAAAUCAAUCUGAUUCGACCCAACGUCGAUUUUCGGUACAAUAUGUUUGUAAGAAGAACUUCAAUAGUAAGGAUUAUAGUGCAUGUCUCUCCAUGUUUA
Messenger RNA from Linum tenue, 1108 nucleotides. The record is from the annotation of a GenBank genome assembly. Lineage: Eukaryota; Viridiplantae; Streptophyta; Magnoliopsida; Malpighiales; Linaceae.